AGAUAAACAUCUCAAGCGGAACAUUGCAGUCAGAUCAGUCAGGAAAAGUUCAUCUUGCUGUCACGUCCUUACCACCGGAAUCUAUCACACGUUUCUUAUUGAAAGUUUGUAACGAGCAUGGUACAGAUGCAUUCUUCUACUUCGAUCAAGCAAGUAUGUCAGAAGACAUCACUAACCUCUACUCCGAUCCUGGUUCCGCUUUGCGACGAGAUCCAUCAUUCGUCUGCUUGUUGUACGCUAUGCUUGCUCUAGGAAGUCAAUGGACUACUUAGCUCGACCCGAGGGACCAUUAUCGAAUGUUGUACCCAGGGACCCCGGCUUGACUUUCUUUCGCCAAGCCCGCGGUCUCAUGUCGGAUGUGAUAGAGCUCAAUUGUAUCCGGGCUGUGCAGGCAUCGUUCGUCAUUGGGGUUUAUCUACUUCCAGCCAACGCUAUUGGAUCAAGUUAUGUUUACUUGGGCAUCGCAUUGCGCAAAGCUCUUGCUUUAGAUCUACAUCUAGCUCACCAGGAUACGGACUUUACUACACUUGAGCGAGAGCUCCGUCGGAGAUUAUGGUGGUCAAUAUAUUCCUUGGAACGGAACACUACACUGAAAUUAAAUCGCCCACGUUCCAUCGCAGUCUCGACCAUCUCCGCUCCACUUCCAUCGGAAUUACCUCAGCUGGAUGCUCAACAGGCUUUCAACAACCUCCAGCAUCAGAUUGCUAACGCACGACUGACACUCCUUCUCGACCAGCUGCAAGAUACCUUGGACCCUCAGAAAUAUGUAUCAGGGAUAGAACAUUCUCUAAAGACCUGGAAACGGUCACUCCCACCGAGCUUGAGAUUAUGUAAUGCCCAUCCGAAGUCGUCCAACUUUCGCGCCGUUUUCCACUUGCACCUAAAUUACCAUAUUGCUUGGAUCUUUAUGGGCAAGCUUAGUGUUCUUACUAUGAUUCGAGCUAAUCUUCAGUAUGAUCUUGGUCGCUCUAGCACCCAGGUUCAUCUCGCAGAACAUGAAGAGCGCCUUGCACGAGCAUGUAUCGGUUCAGCAAACAAGAUCUUGCACAUGUUUCAGGACAUGCAGAGUACGGGGAAUCUGACUCGAUUCUCUUUUACCGACUUCCAAGGUUGUAGCAUCGCAACAGUCAUAAUCAUCCUCUCAGGGAUGCUUGAGAGAAACGCUAUUUACGAAAGAGUGGCAGCAUUCGGCAAAGACUGCCUUGAAAGCAUGGCUGAAGGCAACGCUACCGCUCGUGCAGGCGUUAAAUUCGUGGAGGCUGUGAGAUCGAUUGCAGACGAAGCCGUGAGCAGGAUGCGACAAUCUCAAAGAUCUACUUCACAUCUAGAAGCCAUGCCACUCCUGUCAGACUAUGAACACUGGGCUCAGUGGAUACAGCAAGCAGACAAUGUGUCGAGUGAGCACAACAGACCACAAAAUGAUUCGGAAAUUCCUGCACAGUCUCCAGGGGCCUCGCAAUCGACAGUCGGGGACAGGGCAUGUCACACCACACAAAACGACUUGAUCCUUGGCCCUGGCACGAUUCCGACAGAAGAAGAACUGAUAGGCCUUAAUAUUGACUGUCCGAUUACAGUUCAAAGAGACGAUCCUACGUUUCUCAUGGGGCUUACUGGACUUGAUAUGCUCGAUUUUGGGUCCCAGGAUUCAGGUUUUGACGCGUUUGAAUUAGACUUCUGCUGAACUCAACACACUUUCAGCUCAAUCCACAAAAUGCUAUAUACACUCAGAGCAGGCUUGAAUCAAAUAUUUCCAACUUAUUCGACCCUACGAUAGCAUCACAAGGAUGCACCAAUUUUAAUUGGCAUGUUGGCAUCUUCCGCUAGACCGCUCCAACGACUUUUAUAUACUCGACCCUCCUUCAUUACGCCUUUCACGUAGGUUUCUGGCGCG
Molecule: messenger RNA, 1891 nt
Organism: Pseudovirgaria hyperparasitica
Lineage: Eukaryota; Fungi; Ascomycota; Dothideomycetes; Acrospermales; Acrospermaceae
Exons: 3
Coding region: 260-1681 (473 amino acids)
Biological process (GO): DNA-templated transcription
Molecular function (GO): DNA binding; zinc ion binding
Source: RefSeq, a predicted model, not a curated record